Molecule: messenger RNA, 646 nt
Organism: Dermatophagoides farinae (American house dust mite)
Lineage: Eukaryota; Metazoa; Arthropoda; Arachnida; Sarcoptiformes; Pyroglyphidae
Product: protein kinase C-like 1B
Biological process (GO): intracellular signal transduction; phospholipase C-activating G protein-coupled receptor signaling pathway
Cellular component (GO): cytosol
Molecular function (GO): protein serine/threonine kinase activity
Source: RefSeq, a predicted model, not a curated record
UCUGCAACUACACAAUCAAUCAUUGAUCAAAAUAUUUGUUUGUUUUGUUUACACUUUUGAUCAACAAAAAAAAAAAAAAAAAAAAUGCCCUGUACAACAUCCGCUAAUCCUUGUGUCCAUCAAAUUAAUGGACAUAAAUUUGUUGCCACUUUAUUACGGCAGCCAACAUUUUGUUCACAUUGUAAUGGAUUCAUUUUUGGUAUAGGUAAACAAGGCUAUCAAUGUCAAGAUUGUCGUAUGGUCGUACAUAAACGUUGCCAUCAAUCGGUAACAAUUAAUUGUCCAACAAAUGAUUCGAAUGAUUCGAAUGAUGUUGAUGAUCAUCAACAGCAGCCACAUCAUUUUCAGCCAAAAACAUUUUUAAAACCAACAUAUUGUAAUCAUUGUGGAUCAUUGAUUUAUGGUUGCGUUAAUCAAGGUGUACGUUGUAAUGGUUGCCAGAUGCAUAUACAUCAUCGUUGUCAGAAAAAUGUUGGCGCUAAUUGUGGUAUCGAUCAACAACAACAACAACAACGAACACCGAUGGUAGCAAAUAUUUCGGUUGCUUAAAAAAAAAAAUGCUGCUGAAUUAGAAUUCGAAUGUAAUGGAAUUUCGUUCAAAAAAAAAAAAAAAUUAGAUUAAAAUUCAGGAUUUCAAGAAAUAUUU